AUGAGUAGUCCAAAGCGCAGAAUCGAGACGGAUGUCAUGAAGAUGUUGAUGAGUGAUUAUGAAGUGACGCUGGUCAAUGACAACAGUGAGCAAGAAUUCUACGUUCGCUUCAAGGGACCUGAAGAAACCCCAUUUGCAGGUGGCCACUGGAAGAUCCACGUCGAACUACCCGAUCAAUAUCCCUACAAAAGCCCGAGCAUCGGCUUCGUCAACCGCAUUUUCCACCCGAACAUCGAUGAGCUCUCUGGAUCUGUCUGCCUAGAUGUCAUCAAUCAGACCUGGUCACCAAUGUACGACAUGAUCAAUAUCUUCGAAGUCUUUCUACCACAAUUACUUCGUUAUCCCAACCCAGCCGACCCUCUUAACGGCGAAGCGGCGGCGAUGCUCAUGCGAGACCCGAAGAACUACGAAAACAAAGUGCGAGAUUACGUUGCCAAAUACGCCAGCAAGGAAGCAGCCGACGAUGGCGGCGAAGAGACCGAAUCCGACGACGAGUUAAGUUCUGUAGGCAGCUACGAGUCCGGAGGCGAAGAGCCAGCGGGCACAAUGGAUGACGUCUGA
Talaromyces proteolyticus is the source of this 561-nucleotide messenger RNA. Its product is annotated as ubiquitin-conjugating enzyme E2 8. NCBI's taxonomy places the organism in Eukaryota, Fungi, Ascomycota, Eurotiomycetes, Eurotiales, Trichocomaceae. The record is from RefSeq and is a predicted model, not a curated record. Gene Ontology annotation, molecular function: ubiquitin conjugating enzyme activity. The coding region runs from base 1 to 561 and encodes 186 amino acids. Gene Ontology annotation, cellular component: nucleus. Gene Ontology annotation, biological process: protein polyubiquitination; ubiquitin-dependent protein catabolic process. The transcript is spliced from 7 exons.